This is a messenger RNA of Peronospora matthiolae, 966 nucleotides long. The record is from the annotation of a GenBank genome assembly. NCBI's taxonomy places the organism in Eukaryota, Oomycota, Peronosporomycetes, Peronosporales, Peronosporaceae.
AUGAGCAUCAAAGCGACAGGGCGGCCGUUUGUCAACCGUGACGUCGUCGCGUCGCUCAUACCGCGACUUCAACGCAACUUGUCCACCAAACAGCUGCUGUCGUACCAUGACGCGCCGCCCGUGGGCGCUAGCGUCGCGGCAGUGUUCCGCUGGAGAGACAAGACCAAGCACUCGCUCGAGCUGCUGUUCGUGCGACGGUGUGUGAAUGAAAAGGAUGCAUGGAGCGGUCAGGUGGCGUUUCCAGGCGGCCGACGACAGACACAACAGACGGGGACGACCAAUCGGUCGUGGGGACGCGACGACGCAGUGAGCGAGUCGACGAAGUGGGAGUCGCUGCGUGAGACGGCGCAGCGAGAGACGAAGGAGGAGGUGGGGCUGGACCUCACGCUGCCAUACGUGCACUGGAUUGGCAGCUUGCCGCCACUGCAGACACAUCUCUCGCGCUCGUUACAUGUCAGCACACAAGUCUUCUUCAUUGACGUGGCGGCAGAGGAGCACGAGUACACGCCCAAGCUGCAGGCGUGCGAGAUUGCCGACGUGUUUUGGGUAGACGUGCAAGAGCUGUUCAAUCCGCGACGGUAUCAGGUACUUUCGUACCCGCUGGAACAGACUCUGCGGGUGCAUCCUCGAGUGCUGGCCCUUGUCAAGAAACUGCUAGGCGACAUGCUGUUCGACUGCAUCUACCUGUCAAGACCGUACCAUCCACUACCGGAUGACAAGCACCUCCCGCGUCGAGACGUGCACGACUUUGUACUGUGGGGACUCACCCUGCGAGCUGUCACGCACCGUUUUGCAGCCGCCGGAUCGUCGCUGCCAGUGGGUCCAAUCGCACAGCAAUUCGAAAAGUCCAAGAUCCUCGGCGGUUUCGUGCUCUACUGCAUGCGUAAGCCCCUUUCUGUUGUCGUGGGUGCUACAGCUUUUCUGUCAUCCAUUGUCGUCGCUAAACUCGUCUACACGGCGUUGUAA